UGUUCUCUCUAUUUGUCUGUCAGUGGGUGUGUUUUUGAUACAAAAAAAAAGUUAUUUUUGGAUUCAGUUUCCUACAUAUCUUCUCCUCCUUUGCUUUCUAACUUCCUUUCCUCUGGGAGUCCAAAACCAAAGGAAAACGAAGAAAGAGAAGAAAAAAAUCAUUCUUUGUAUAUCAAAGCAAUGUUUAAGUGUUACCCCUUCAACCUUCUCCUUGUGAAUAUCCUUCUGCUUUGCCUUGAUGUUCUUCUUGCAUUUAUUGCCUUCUUUCAGCUUUGUAGGAUUCACCUACGUAAUCAACAAGUUGGGUGGACACGUCAAAAGGUUCUUCAUCUCAUGAUAGGCUCCUCUAAUUGUGGUUAUUUCAUUUAUUUUUUGUGCAUGGUUGUUGGCACAUGCAAAAGGUGGCUUUGCUGGUCUAAUGUGUGUGGCUUUGUUCUCAUGGCCUUGCCCAAGAUUCUGGUUUUGGCUGCAUUUCUUCUUCUCUUAUCUUUCUGGGCCGACCUUUGCCAUCAGGCAAAUGAUGAAGAGGAUGGUGAUGAAGAACAUAAUAGUCAACAGCCUUUAUUGGAAAGUUCAAAGAACAAGUCAGGCUUGUCAAACAUUGAUAUUUGUCGGAAAUGUUGCUCAUUCCAAGGCAUUCAUGUUGGUGGCAGACAAAAAUUUGUCAUUGUGGUCAUUAUUCUCAAUGUCUUCAUAAUGAUUGCCUUUGCUGCAAUAAUCCGGAUUUGUGCAGGGAAGAAUUCUAGUCAAUCUUUAGUAGUUGCUCGGGUAUAUAUAGAUUUUCUUGCCACAACAGUGCUUUUAAUGGGUGGAGCUUUUGGUUGCUAUGGUUUCCUUCUAUUUUCUAAAUUAAGGAGAGUCCGCUCCGAGAGAGCUUCGUCUGAAAUGCAGAAGGUGGUUGGUUUAGCAGUUGUCUCGGUCUUGUGUUUCACAUCGAGUUCUUUAAUAGCUGUUCUUAUGGAUCUUCCUCUUUUUCAUCAUUGGAAUCCAAAGGAGAUCAAUGGCGUAGAAGCACCUAUUCUUAUUUUGCACUAUGUUUUAGGUUCAUCAGUCCCCUUCGCAUUUGGACUAUGGUUCAUGAGAGAGCUGCCGGCUCCGUCUACAAGUAAUAGGCAAGUGCAGCCAAUAGCAACAACUUUUAUCACUUAUGGACCAGCAGGAAGGCCUCAUCACCAUCAGUACUGGGCUACUGCAACAAGUUUGGGAAAUCAGGUAUCUAGAGCAAGUCCAAUUUAAGCAUUUAUUCAUCCAAACAACUACAGAAUAGACCUCUGUGUUUCUCUCCUGGCUUGGCUCCAAGGAUGAAAAGGGGAUGGAGAUUUUGCGAUGCAGCAGUCUCCAUUUGGCGGAACUAAUCGGCACAUUCUUGAUUCAGAUGACCGUGUUUCUAUCACCAUAAUUUGACAUCAUUUUAAGAACUAUAUAUGUAGGUGAUGCAUGAAUGUUAUAGAAACAAAUAGAUGAUUUGGUGGUUUUUUUUUUAGGAUCUGUGAUUCUUAGGCAUUAUGUUGUAAAUUUAUCCUCGGGUUGAACACCAGCUUGAACA
Messenger RNA from Hibiscus syriacus, 1546 nucleotides. RefSeq names its product tobamovirus multiplication protein 1-like. The record is from RefSeq and is a predicted model, not a curated record. Lineage: Eukaryota; Viridiplantae; Streptophyta; Magnoliopsida; Malvales; Malvaceae. Bases 181 to 1236 code for a protein of 351 amino acids. The transcript has 13 exons.